GAAUUCCGUUCGCGCGCGGUCGCCUCCCCCACCCAUCACGGCAGACAGACGUCUCGUUCACAGCUGCCGCGCAACUCAACAGAUUACGAUUUUCGGAAUCGUAUUAUUUAAUAAUCAUUAUUAUUCCGAAAUCGAUUACCGUACACGGAAAACCACACGAAUCCGCUGCCGAGCCCCACUACAACAUUUUUUCGCCCGACCACUAUAUCUCCGUGGACCACGGGGACCAAACGUUUUUGGGGCAGUAGUGCAGUACUGCAGUACCGCGUGCAGCAAUCCUACGCGCGCGACGUUGGCUGCACACGACAGCCGUAUACGCGGUACCAGGUCGUGUCGCUCGUCCCGUCGGUUAUUGUGCUGUAAUAAUAGUAUUAUUAUAUUGAAUAUUUCAAAUAUUUGUACGGAAUAACGUGCACCACGCCGUCGACGAGACCACCACCCGUCCACACACCGCCGCCGUACAUCGUGAAGCCGUAAGACAGUAUGACUGAUACAAUAAAAGAACUUUGGCUCAACGCAGAUGCAGUAUGUUUCGAUGUGGAUUCUACAGUUAUUCAAGAGGAAGCAAUUGAUGAAGUUGCUAAAUUUUGCAACAAAGGAUCAGAAGUUCAAAAAUUGACGAGCAGUGCAAUGUCAGGUAAGAUGGACUUUAGAGAAGCACUCUCAGCUCGACUUCAGAUAAUCAAACCGUCACUGCAACAAAUUCGAAAUUUCAUCAAAGACCGUCCUUUUAAUUUGACUCCGGGCAUUAAGGAACUUGUUGGAUUAUUGCAACAGAAGAACAUUCCCGUAUACUUAAUAUCUGGCGGAUUCCGUGGUCUCAUCGGACCAAUAGCUAUCGAACUAAGCAUUCCACUACAACACAUAUACGCCAAUAAAUUAAAGUUCUUUUUAAACGGCGAUUAUGCUGGAUUUGAUGAAAAAGAACCUACAUCAAAGAAUGGUGGUAAAGCAGAAGUAAUUCAAAUGUUAAAAGAAAAAUAUGGUUAUACAAAGUUGUUUAUGAUAGGAGAUGGAAUCACUGAUUUAGAAGCAUCUCCCCCUGCUGAUGCAUUCAUUGGGUUUGGUGGUAAUGUUGUUCGAGAAGAAGUAAAGUCUAAGUCAAAAUGGUACAUUGAAAGUUUUCAAGAACUUAUCGAUACUUUGAAGUGAUUUUUUAAACGACUUUACAAUUUGGUAUAAUAAUCAUAACUGUUAAGUAUUGUGUCUGAAUGACUAUGUUUAUAAAUAUAUGAGAUGAUAAGUACUGUAUUAAUUAUAAGUACUUACUUAUUCAUUUUCCUCUUAUAAUUUGGGGACAAUAACACAACAGUUAUACUUAAUUAUUAUAUUUAUUUUUUAUUUUGAACCUCAUGUAAUUGUUUUAUAUUUUUAUUAUUUAUAAAUAAUUUGUACCCAACAUCUAGUACAGUCUAAUAAAAUAAAAUUUUAUCUA
Rhopalosiphum padi (bird cherry-oat aphid) is the source of this 1435-nucleotide messenger RNA. It is a transcript of the gene aay, whose product is annotated as phosphoserine phosphatase. Gene Ontology annotation, molecular function: L-phosphoserine phosphatase activity; magnesium ion binding. Gene Ontology annotation, cellular component: cytoplasm. Gene Ontology annotation, biological process: L-serine biosynthetic process; dephosphorylation. The transcript has 7 exons. Bases 484 to 1152 code for a protein of 222 amino acids. Lineage: Eukaryota; Metazoa; Arthropoda; Insecta; Hemiptera; Aphididae. The record is from RefSeq and is a predicted model, not a curated record.